GUUCGUCGGCAACUUCUUCGUCGGGUCUGCCUCGUUGUCGUUACGAUUUUUGGAGCCUACAGCAGUGGAAGUUGUAAGUAGAUGGCGUACUACCGGGUCGAAAACAACAAAAAAAAGCUUCAAACAGGUAUUUCAGAAGUACGAGCUUACAUGCGUGCGCGUUUUUUGAAGAAAACAAAUUCAUCAGUUUGAAAUCACGUCGAUCGUGGACGCAACUACAAGUACAACAAAGGACGGCACUGGUGGGGUUCUUGAACAAUCUCGUGCUGAUCAUCUAAAACCGCCGGAACAACCCGAGCAGUUUCGUUGUCCCCCCGUUGGCCGCUACUGCACGAUCGAACAUGGGGUACAUCUUCCCCCUGUUGACCUGUGACGAGAUUGUUCAGGUGUUGAAGAACAGCGACAAAUUCCCCGACGUAACCGUCGAUGUGUUGCAAAAGCCGCAGAACUACGUCACGGUGUCUGUCACGGAGCAGUAUUACGAGAACCAAAUCAAUGGGGUCACUGUCGGUACUACCGCCGGAGCAAGUAGUUCCUCCGCGCCGAAUUUCCACCAAACCCCAGCCGGCAUCCUCGACAUUUACAUCGCAUUCUGGGAAUUCUUAACCUCCACCUCCGAUAUUCGGCGCAUGCCAUGGCACGAAUUGCUCACGAACGACAACAGUACAGGGAGUGGCGUUGGCGGUGGGAACGUAACGAAUUUCCCGACUUUGUACGAGGAUGCGACGCGGUUCUUGUGCGUUUUUCGGACUAUCCAGCAUCUGGCAAACAUCGCCGGCAUUGGGGACUUUUCGUUGAAUGAUAUCGUCAAGGUAUAUACAGAUCUUGUUGUCUUCAUGCGUGAUAGAUCAUGAAUUUGAUGCAGCUUAGACAGCCAGUUGUGUAGUUCUAGGUUGAGUCGACAGGAGCUUACUACAGAGUGCGAAAAUAUCCCCCUGAAAAAACUUAUCAGCCCGAGGGCAAGCGUCUGCGGCGGAACCUGUCCGCGCUGAUCAAUUUCUGCCGGUUUCGGGAGGAUGAGUCCCAGAACGAGCAUGAGCAACAACGUGUAGUGGAGGAGCUGGACCUGCGGAUUGCUACAACAUCCGAGGCGAUGCGCAGUUUGAAGGAGAAUAUGCAUUGCAAAAACAUCGUGCUCGUACAAAUGGCAUGACAAAUUUUUCCUGGAAGAAAAACGAAAUUUGCCAUGCAGCUUCAGGUAAGAAAGCAGAUCUGUAAUGCUAGACUCGCAUUUAUACGAGUGCGAUAGUUUUGCAGAGGAUAGAGAACGUGGACCAGCAGGAAGCGGAGCUGGCGCAGGAGAAGGCCGCCGUGGAGCGGUAUUUGAGCGAGGAACGGACCAUCAAGCAGGAGAUGGAACGGCUGAACAUCUUCCAGAUCGAAGCGGCCAUGGAUGAUGGUAUACUUUUUGUCUUCUCGUAGUUCGUUCGUUCGUGAGCACUUUCUCGAGGGAGAGCUUCUUGCAUGUAGCAUAAGAGUUGAUGCUUCAGGUAGUUGAGAACUGGAGGAAAAUGCAGAGAUUGGUAAAUGUACCGCCAUGCACGUAGUUGACGUAGCGAUGAUUCAAAGCGAAACCUGCUUCACACGAACACAGCCAAGCGCGACACCUCUUCUACUAACGAGCGGAUGGAGAACGCCGCGGGGGAAAUUCGGAUGCUGGAGGACGCGAUUACGGCGAUGAAAAAGGGGGUGAUUUCGGAUAUGGACCCGGCUCAACUGGUUUCCGACGUGAAGAAGCUCCGGGAAGCCAGUCAGCGCAAAACGGAGCGGAUCAAGAUCCUGCAGCAAAGUUGCGACAAGCUGGGGGAGGAAACAGCGAAGGUGAGUCCGUACUAUGGUGCCAUUGGUGUGUAAGUGUAUUUUUUGUGUCGUCGCCUGCUGGUGUGAAUGCAUAGUAGUCGUGGUUGAUGCGGAUGUAGCGUCAGCGUACUGUGACGCGAUUUCAUUUUGCUUCAAGUUUGCAUGAUAAAAUGCAGAUGAAACAGGCUCGAAAGUAAAAACGCAAUCGUUUUAUCAGGCGGAAACUGGUACCGCCCGUUGCAACCUGUUUCUCGACCGGGUCCGGGAGCACCAGCAGACGGUUGAGAAGUCGCACAAGCAGGAGCUGGAAUCCGACUCCCUUCAGCAGGAGCUCGAGGAAAAUCGCCAGGAAUACCAAACAUCCGAACGGGAGGAACGCGAAGCGCGGGACAAAAUCGUCACCUUGUCCGCGAAGAUCGAGGAGGUCGCGUUUCAGAAGCAACGGGAGCGGGAGCAGGUCGCCGCGGAAAUGCGGGUUUUGGAGGACCGGAUCCAGGAAGCGCAGCAGGAAUUAGACAAGGAGAAUGCGCAAGUCAGGGAGAACGUCGAAGUCAACGAGGUGGAGAAAGCUCUGGAAAAGUUGCACGACGAGCGGGAAACAUCGAGACUCCAGUGGCAGACCUGGCACGAGAAGCUGGACUUGGCGAUCUUACAGUACGAGCAGGAGUUGUCGCUGGGGAUCGAGGAUGAGGUGCCCGCGAUGAUUCCGGUUGCGUAGAAAACGGAGGACGGACGUUGAUCUUCUGUGCCGAUAGAACAUCAAAUUCUUCUCCAAAAAUCACCUCCAGCCCGUGCUACCUCAAGCGAACGUCUGAUUUCCUGUUAGUUCUUGUUACCCACGACUGCUGAUUCCUUCGACCUGUUUUGAUGUGUCUUCAAUCUGGUCCUCCUCGUCUGCAAAUAAACCCGCAGGGACUAUGAUAGUCUGUUUCCUAUGUAAAAAUGUUGUGCGUGGUGUAGGUACUAACGAGUGAGAAUCUCUCACCGUCUACUUUCUAGGUUUGCGCAGCCUCACCCUGUCUUCCCCUUUUAGUUUCAGGACACGAGAAAAUUCAAAUUUGACCUGUUGCUGCAAGUUAUUCUGCAUUACUCCGUCGUGUCGCCCUACAAUAAUUGCAACCAAAUGAAAUGCACUACCACCGUGACGAGAUUGAUUGAGAAAAGAAAAGAGGAGAAAAGAAUGAAAAUUACGCCCAGCCCAUUG
Amoebophrya sp. A120 is the source of this 3004-nucleotide messenger RNA. The record is from the annotation of a GenBank genome assembly. NCBI's taxonomy places the organism in Eukaryota, Dinophyceae, Syndiniales, Amoebophryaceae.